This is a messenger RNA of Acytostelium subglobosum LB1, 1518 nucleotides long. RefSeq lists its product as hypothetical. The record is from RefSeq and is a predicted model, not a curated record. Gene Ontology annotation, biological process: glycolytic process. Gene Ontology annotation, molecular function: potassium ion binding; pyruvate kinase activity; magnesium ion binding. Lineage: Eukaryota; Evosea; Eumycetozoa; Acytosteliales; Acytosteliaceae. Bases 1 to 1518 code for a protein of 505 amino acids. The transcript has 3 exons. Gene Ontology annotation, cellular component: cytoplasm.
AUGGCAACAUUAUCAAGAAACCUUAGGUUGUCAUUGGACACACCAACACAGGACUUUGUGAGAACAAAGAUUGUAUGCACUAUUGGACCCAACACGAUGAAUGUUGAGAUGUUGGUCAAGCUGCUAAACACUGGAAUGUCAGUGUGCAGACUAAACUUCUCGCAUGGAACUCAUGAGUAUCAUGCCAGUGUUAUAAAGAAUGUGAGAGAGGCCAUGAAGUUGACUGGCAAGAAGUGUGCCAUCAUGCUCGACACCAAAGGUCCAGAGAUUAGAUCGGGCAAGCUUGAGGGUGGAAAGCCACUCGACCUGGAGGUGGAUCAAGAGUUGAUCGUUGACACCAACACAUCAGUGCCAGGUAACUCCAAGAGAAUCUAUCUUGACUACCAAGACCUGAUCACAUCUGUCAGUGUUGGUGGUAAGAUACUCUUGUCAGAUGGUGUCAUAUCUCUUACAAUCACAGAGAUCAACAAGGAGAAUAAGUCAUUGAAAUGCAAGGUGGACAACAAGUCGAAAUUAGGAGAGACCAAGAAUUGCCAUUUGCCAGGUGCCAUUGUCACACUUCCAGCCGUCUCCGAGAAGGAUGUCAGUGAUAUCAAGUUUGGUAUUGAACAGAAUAUCAAUCUCAUUUCGGCAUCAUUCAUUCGUAAGGCCCAAGAUGUAAUUGACAUUAGAGAGCUGUUGGGUGACAGAGCAAAGGACAUAUUCAUCAUCUCAAAGAUUGAGAGUGAGGAGGGAAUCGUAAACUUUAACGAGAUCCUAGAGGUAUCCGAUGGCAUUAUGGUGGCCAGAGGUGAUCUAGGUGUUGUAGUGCCAACCGAGAAGAUAUUCGUCGCUCAAAAGAUGAUGGUCAGCAAGUGUAACGCAGCACAUAAACCUGUUAUAACAGCAACACAGAUGUUGGACUCGAUGAUCAAAGCACCAAGACCAACUAGAGCCGAGGCCACUGAUGUUGCCAACUCUGUGUUGGAUGGUACUGACUGUGUUAUGUUGUCUGGUGAGACUGCCAAUGGUGACUAUCCAAUAGAGUCAGUUGACACAAUGACCAGGAUUUGUCGAGAGGCAGAGCUGGUAGAGUCGAGCACUGACUUCCAGACAGUGUUCACUGCGCUCAAGGUGUGCAACGAUAAGACAAUAUCAAUUGCCGAGUCUGUUGCAUCGUAUGCUGUUGCCACAUCGAUUGAUUUGAAGGCCAGUAUCAUUAUAACAAUGACAGAGACAGGAUUCACAACCAGACUGGUCAGCAAGUACAAGCCACCCAUUCCAAUCUAUGCAGUGACAUCAAGUGAGUCGACUGUUGCCCACCUCUAUGCCACGAGAGGUGCCAUUCCAUUCUUGGUGCAGCCACACAUUGGCACCAAAGAGAAUGUCGAGAGCUGUAUUGCCGAGGCAUUCAGUCGUGGAUUCGUCAAACCUGGUAGCAGAGUAGUGAUUGUCUCUGGUGCUCUUGAGGGUGUACAAGGCAAGACCAACUCACUUCGUGUUGUUACCAUUGGUGACUCCAAGGAGGUCAUCUUCUAA